This is a messenger RNA of Sinocyclocheilus grahami, 2286 nucleotides long. Its product is annotated as beta-1,4 N-acetylgalactosaminyltransferase 1-like. The transcript is spliced from 12 exons. Gene Ontology annotation, cellular component: Golgi membrane. Gene Ontology annotation, molecular function: acetylgalactosaminyltransferase activity. The coding region runs from base 168 to 1859 and encodes 563 amino acids. The record is from RefSeq and is a predicted model, not a curated record. NCBI's taxonomy places the organism in Eukaryota, Metazoa, Chordata, Actinopteri, Cypriniformes, Cyprinidae. Gene Ontology annotation, biological process: ganglioside biosynthetic process.
CACAGAGGGGGUAGCCCGACUCCUCUCCGCUCUCCUCCAUUCUGUCUCAGAGGUGGAUGCCAUGCCAUCGGGUUUUCUCCAUUUAUCAGCUGUUUGCGUUCACAUGACAAGCGCGCCGGGGGUAUUUUAAGGGUAGGGGAUCCCUCUUGGUGGCGACAUUACAGCAGAUGGAGAGAGCCCUCCAUCAGCCUUAUCAGCUACUGUCAGUCACAUCAAGAUUGAGCCAACCAGUACCAUGGACCUUUAGGAGAACUUGUAGCAUGCAUUCCCUACGUAAGACUGUGCUGUUAGCUCUGGUAGCAUCAGUGGUGCUGGUUUUGGCAGUGCUACAUUCCUGGCCCACGCGGAUCUAUAGCACUGUGGAUGUCCGGUACAGACCGGGUCCUGGAGCUGAGCGGCUGCUGGAGGAGAGACUUCCUGAACCGGAUCCCAGCACUAGCACCAUCCCUUACAGAGUGAGGGAGAGUGUGGCCAGGCUUUUGGCUCGCAACGGGUGUGUUUGUGAAGGAGAGAGCAGAGGGGUCAACCUGCCCUUUGCUCAGCUGUUGUUCCCUAGAGUGUCUGCCCAUCCCCUGCACACUGCCUUCCAGGCCUCCCAGCUCCAUGAGAUGAAGAAACGGCGCGCCAAAGAAUAUCAGAGCUUCCAAAUGAGGUCACAGACCCCUGCUGAUCUGCUGAUUGUAGCUGAAGCUAACAACCCUUUGCAGUACCCAACACAGGGUGUGGAGGUUCGGCCACUUAAAACUAUCCUUAUACCAGGUUUGGCCUUAAAAGAGCUGCCCCGAGAUGUAUAUACUCUGAACUUUUCAGCAUCGCUGGGCACAUUUAAUGUAGCAGCAGAGGUGGAGGGGGUAAAGGUCAGGGGUGAUGGCGAGAUGCACAUGACCCUGAGCAGCACCCUUUUGUCCAGUCUGAAUCGAGAGCUCCAGUUUAUCACAUAUACCAACACACAGUUCCACCCCAGCACAGCUGACACAGUGCAGUUAGACACAGAAGGACAUCAAGCUCUUUUUACCAUCAAGAUCCAUCAUGGAGUAACACCCAAACUCUACAAUACAGGCUCUGAUGCAGAUAAAGAGUACAACAUCAGUGCUCUCGUGACCAUAGCAACUAAAACCUUCCUGCGCUAUGACAAGCUCCAAGAUUUAGUUGACAGCAUACGACAGUACUAUCCAACAGUUACAAUAGUGAUAGCAGAUGACAGUGAGCACCCAAAAACAGUGUCAGGCCCUUAUAUCGAACAUUACAUCAUGCCCUUCGGAAAGGGCUGGUUUGCUGGUCGUAACCUGGCCGUGUCACAGGUCACUACCAAGUAUGUGCUGUGGGUGGAUGAUGACUUUAUCUUUACUGCCAACACAAAGCUGGAGAAACUGGUGGAUGUGCUGGAGAAAACCACACUUGACCUGGUUGGAGGAGCAGUGCGUGAAGCCACAGGCUACACUGCCACCUACAGGCAGACGAUCUCAAUUGAAGCUGGAGAGGAAGACGGGGACUGUCUGCACAUGCGGAGAGGCUUCCAUCACAUCAUCCAGGGCUUUCCUCACUGUGUUGUCACUGAUGGAGUCAUCAAUUUCUUUCUUGCCAGGACAGAUAAAGUGCAGCAGGUGGGCUUUGACCCCCGACUAGCCCGUGUUGCGCAUUUGGAGUUUUUUAUUGAUGGGCUCGGCUCCCUGCAUGUUGGGUCUUGUGAUGAUGUCAUCGUGAACCACGCCACCAAGAUCAAGCUGCCGUGGGGCCAGUCGGAAAGUGACAAAACUUACGCGAAGUUCCGUUACCCUCCUGCUUCAUCCGAUGCGACACACACCAAAAAUGGCCUCUUGUACUUCAAAAACCGCUUCCAGUGUCUAACACACAACUGAACACUCCAUGACUAUGCCUUCUUCCCUUUCUCUCAUCCUCCCUCAAACAAACACUCUCUCCCUGAGUAGCUAAAGGGGACUGUGAAGACACUGAAAGUGUGCUGUGGAUGUACUGUAUAUGGUCCCAUGUGAGUAUGGGGGAGUUCAAAUAGGCCUCUUCUUUUGGAAAGGGUCAUAAUGUGAUCAAACAUGACUGACGGAUGAGAUGCUCAGUGAUGGCUGAUUAAGAUUUUUUUGAUACUUGAAGAUGUCGUAUUUUUGUGUCUCCUUUCUUUAGCUUUAUUUUUGUUCAGAAGAAUUCUUUAGAUACAGAUCAAACCAUUCCGUAAAUUAUGCACGGUCAUCUUUUUCUCCUCAGCCAAUCAUGUUUCAGUAUCACAUUUAAAGGGAUUGUGAGACCAAAAAUGAAUUCUGUCAUAAUUUACUC